Messenger RNA from Ochotona curzoniae (black-lipped pika), 1159 nucleotides. It is a transcript of the gene APOE, whose product is annotated as apolipoprotein E. Gene Ontology annotation, biological process: cholesterol catabolic process; lipoprotein catabolic process; positive regulation of nitric-oxide synthase activity. The record is from RefSeq and is a predicted model, not a curated record. The coding region runs from base 96 to 1040 and encodes 314 amino acids. Gene Ontology annotation, cellular component: extracellular region; intermediate-density lipoprotein particle. The transcript has 4 exons. Lineage: Eukaryota; Metazoa; Chordata; Mammalia; Lagomorpha; Ochotonidae. Gene Ontology annotation, molecular function: lipid binding; very-low-density lipoprotein particle receptor binding; amyloid-beta binding.
GGCCCCGACAGGGUUCCCUGUGUCCUGCUCUGCCCCAGCCAGGCGAGGAGGUUCCCAGGAUACGAUCCAAGACUGACCAACCGCAGGCGGGAAAAAUGAAGCUGUUGUGGGCUGUAGCGUUGCUGGUCACGAUCCUGGCAGGAUGCCGGGCCGAGCCAGAGUCGCAGCUGGAGGGGGAGCCGGAGCAAGGCAAGUGGCAAACUAGCCAGCCCUGGGAGUUGGCCCUGAGCCGCUUCUGGGAUUACCUGCGCUGGGUGCAGACCCUGUCUGACCAGGUGCAAGAGGAGCUACUCGGAUCGAAGGCCACCCAGGAAGUGACGACGCUGAUGGAAGAGACCAUGAAGGAGCUGAAGGCCUACAAAUCGGAGCUGGAGGAGCAGCUGAGCCCCAUGACCGAGGAGACGCGGGCACGCGUGGCCAAGGAGCUGCAGGCUGCGCAGGCCCGGCUGGAGGCCGACAUGGAGGACGUGCGUAGCCGCCUGACGCAGUACCGCGCCGAGGCGCAGGCCAUGCUGGGCCAGAGCACCGACGACCUGCGCGCGCGCUUUUCGUCGCACCUGCGCAAGCUGCGCAAGCGGCUGCUGCGCGACGCCGAGGACCUGCAGAAGCGCCUGGCCGUGUACGCCGCCGGGGCCCGCGAGGGUGCCGAGCGCGGCGUGAGCGCCCUCCGCGAGCGCCUCGGGCCGCUGGUGGAGCAGGGCCGCCUGCGGGCCGCCACCGUGAGCAGCCUGGCCGGCCAGCCGCUGCGGGAGCGCGCCCAGGCCUGGGGCGAGCGGCUGCGCGGGCAGCUGGACGAGGUGCGCAGCCGCGCCCGCGACCGCCUGGACGAGGUGCGCGAGCAGGUGGAGGAGGUGCGAGUCAAGGUGGAGGAGCAGGCGGCCCAGAUGCGCCUGCAGGCCGAAGCCUUCCAAGCCCGCCUUAAGAGCUGGUUCGAGCCCCUGGUGGAAGACAUGCAGCGCCAGUGGGCCGGGUUGGUGGAGAAGGUGCAGGCCGCCAUCAACAACAAUAAGACCCCUGCGUUGCUCAACGAGAGCCAGUGAGCGUGCCCUGCGGGCCGCUCCUGCCGCGGGCGCCCGCUGCCCCUGCUCCCCACCCACUGGCCUCCUGCUGGACCACGCUCUCUCCCCCUGCUUAAUAAAAUGUGUCAAGCUCCACAGCA